CAUUCGAAACUAAUAUACCAUCGAGUAUCGCUUUCUUCACCCUUGCAAUUGACUCAAUUCACUCCACACCGAGAAACAUUAUGGCUACCACUGAGAAACGUCCCGAGAUCAUCGAGCUCGCUCGCGGGCUUACCGGAAUCCCCUGGUGCGAGGAGUAUGAGAAAAUGAUAUCCGGAAUGAUGUACGAUCCCACGGUACCACAACUGCUGGAAGCCCGUCAUCGCUGCCGGGGUCUCGCGGCAGACUUCAACCAGGUAGAUGCCAAGAAGUACUCAUACGACCAAAUUGGCAAUGUCCGGAUGGAAAUCUUGAAGAAACUCGUCGGCCGCAUCGGCGAGGGGACCUUUAUCGAACCGCCGUUCAUGCCGGACUAUGGGUGCAAUAUGAUCAUCGGGAGGGAUUGCUUCUUCAACUGGAACAUGACCGUCUUGGAUACCAGCCUGGUCGUCAUUGGCGAUCGGGUCCAGUUUGGCCCCAACGUGAGCAUCUUCAGUGCUGGCCAUGACACCAGCGUGCUCUCCCGGAUCAAGUUUGUCGAGUUUGGUCAUCCCGUUUUCAUUGAGGAUGAUUGUUGGAUUGGCGGGAAUGUCAUUAUUCUUCCUGGUGUGAGAAUUGAUCUUCCUCCGUACUCGGUGGCCGUGGGCAACCCGUGCAAAGUGAGGAAGACUAUUCCUUCGGUUGAAGAAGAGGAGAAUGACCCGAACAACCUGUACAGAGAUCUUGUUCGGUAGGCCAUUGUCAAUGCAGUUUUAAAUUUAGAGUAGAAUAAGAUUAUGUCCAAAAUAAACGGCAAUCAAGAAUUACUCGCGUUCAACAUAUCCCAGUCAAUCUCCGGUCCAGAAAAUUUCUUGCGUCGCUCUAUCCAGAGCAGUAGGACGAGCACAAAGAUCCCAACCAGCACCACCGAGCUA
Molecule: messenger RNA, 911 nt
Organism: Aspergillus glaucus CBS 516.65
Lineage: Eukaryota; Fungi; Ascomycota; Eurotiomycetes; Eurotiales; Aspergillaceae
Product: sugar O-acetyltransferase
Exons: 4
Coding region: 81-731 (216 amino acids)
Molecular function (GO): acetyltransferase activity
Source: RefSeq, a predicted model, not a curated record